AUGGAUUUAGAAGCAAAAAGCAGGCAGACAGAUGCACAUAUCGAUAAAUUGACAGGUAGAUCGGUGGAAGCGGUGGGUGCCCGUGAGGCGGCUGGGGCUAUUUGGAGGAGCAACAGCUGUGCAGAUGAGGUAAAAUGGCAAAGUCCUGGUUGGCACGAAGCCAUGAAGAUUGCCCGGGACACGGACAGCUGCGAUGGGGACCUGAACGGCCUCACGGUGAAGGAUGCCACAGACCACUUUGCCAGGCACUGCUGCGCUUCGUAUCCUGCGACCCUCUGCGACAAGGACGCCAGGAAGAUGACGCCUUGCAAGGACGAACAGGACUUCUUGAAGGACAAGGAGUUGCCAGGAGGAUUCUGCGACUUCAGGUCGGUCCCGCCCGCCACGGAUGUUUGCACUGCCCACCAGUGCACCGAGAGUGGCGGCGGUUGUCGCGCGGGUAGCGCCGGAAGCACGGCGCGACCGGCGGUUGUGGGCACAGAUGCAGAUGAAAUCGCACAGACGAAGGCCGUGCAGGAUGCGAUCGCCUACACGGCGCAGAAGUGCUGCGCUAGCUUUCCUGCCACAGUUUGCGAUAAGACGGCAAAGAAAAUGACUCCCUGCCAGCACACCAGCGAUUUCUUGCCAGACCAGGUGAUCUGGGCCUACUGCCACGUUGACUACCAGUUCACGCCCAAUGCCACGGUUUGCAAUGCUCAAACAGAUUGCCAGGGUGAUGAGCACUGGUGCCACUGCUGGUCGGAGACGGGCUGCGCAGCAGUGGGAGGCACCUGGAUGGAACAAACCUGUCGGAAGGAAAUUGAUGACUACUGGAGGCCGGAACAGCACAAGGUGCUGCAGUGGGCCGAGGGCAACGGCACCUGCGUGGACCAAGUCAUCGAUGGCUGGGUUCGGGCGGAGGACCAGGUCUGGUUGGCGAGCACCUGCUGCAGCAACUUCCCCUCGACCUUAUGCGAUCACGACGUGGAGCCCAUGACGCCCUGCAAGCGCCACGAGGACUUUUUGGCGACCAAAGUCCGCUACAGCUGGUGCAACGUGUACCCGAGCCCCGAGGAAUCGGCGUGCAUCGCCUCCGGCUGCAAGUACGAACACAGCUGGUGCCAAUGUGAGACAGAGGCUUCUUGCGCGACUGCAGGUGGUCAAUUCCAUAGCACGAAUUGCACCUCCGAGAUCCAGUGGUGGCAAGCGGACACCCACAAGGCCAUCAAGGAAGCCAUUGAUCAGGGGAGCUGCACCGGUGUUGAGACCCGCUGGAGCCCUGUGGAGAACUCUGUGAGCUGGCUAGGCGAGUGCUGCAGCAGUGGCAUGGAUGUUUGCCAGGAGCUCGCGAGCGGAUGA
Messenger RNA from Durusdinium trenchii, 1338 nucleotides. NCBI's taxonomy places the organism in Eukaryota, Dinophyceae, Suessiales, Symbiodiniaceae. The record is from the annotation of a GenBank genome assembly.